AUGGGUCCCCAUAGUAAUCUCGUGUGUUGCCGCCUCGACGUGGAAUGGGCACAGCGUUGCCACCAGCACAAAGAGCGGGAGAAGGAAGCGGUAAUGGAGCUCGAAAGUCUUGAACCCCUGACGUCCAUCCUUGUCGGCGAGGACAACUUCACAACCGACAACGCCUUGCACAAGAUGACAACAGCAAAGUUUCAGGAACUUGCUGCAAAGCUCGGGCAGGAAGCUUUAGACAAGAUGUAUGACGACUGGGUAACGAAUCUGAAUGGGUUGACACCGGCUUCGUUUAUGCAGAUCGUGGCCGCCUUGGCUGUGGAGCAGGGUCAGCAAAGUCUGAAUAUGUUCAUGGAGAGUUUGAGCAUGGAUCUUAGCCUAUUCGGAGCCAAUCGUCGUGUGCGGAACCUCCCAAAAGCCGCAAGACUGGGGGUUGGCUCGCCACUGGAAGAAUGGGAUCGGUCGAAGCCUUGGGAUUGGCUAGGCAACAGUCUUGGCAGCUUCCGCGUCCUCUUCUCGCAAGGCAAGCAGAUGCAUUUGCGCAAAUUGACUAAAGAUCUCGGAGGUCAUGCAACGUCCGGCAGCUGCGGGCCUGUCGUCUGGGAUGCCGGCCAGGGCCUUUCCCGGAUAAGCUACAGUAUCACCCCGGCAGUGCAGCUCUUAAGGCCCAGUGACCGCGAGCUGAGCCUGAUGCUCAAGGUGCUCGUUGACGCCGGGCGAGAGAGCCGGUGCUUCACAACCGUUGUCUCCAAGGCUCUUCUCGAUGAGGCACUGAGAAGGACUUCACUGGCACGGGCUGUAGAUUGGUUGGUAGACAUGUUGUACCUUGUCAUCCUGCUGUUAUUGGCCAUUGCCGUCAACACCCGCCACAAGCCCGCCAAGUCAGUGCAAGUGUGCUUCUUCUGCGUCAGCCUGUGGGUUGCCUUCUCACUCUUGUGUAAACUCUACGGUGGGCUUCGGCUAUUCUGGUCCCAAUGCUGGCCCUGCAGGGGUUUUCUUGCUGGCGUGGUUAAGCAUGCGACGCUCUGGAACUUGGUCAUGUCCUCGUCCGAGGUGUUCUCCACCUACUUCGCGUUUCGCUUCUGCAUCUACGUGGUCUACGAUGUGGGUGAGGGUGCCUGGACACUUUUCCGCAAGCAUCCCGGUUUCCUCUCCUUCCUGGUUUUGGUCCGGUGGACGCAGCUGGGCAUCGGCCUACUGCAGGUCGAGCUUCUGGGCCGCUAUGUCGUGCCGGUGGUUCACGCCAUUUCGAGGCCCGAGUCGCUAUCCUUCUUGUUUUUUCUCUUCAUCAUCGUGCUUGGCUCCUUUCAUGCCUACUACGUCUUCCCUAUCACGGAGAACACCGGCAGCUUAACGCAUGUCCUGAACACUUUCUUGAAGAUCUUCCGGCUGGAAAUUCUUGGGGAUUUCAGCCUCAGCGAGUUAGAGGGUCUCGGUGACCAGCUUCAUGGAUCUUUCUCUUCGAACCAGACUUUUCAUGGUGAGAUGGCCGAAGAAGCUUACGACAAGGACUUCCACAGGAGCUUGCGUGCCGAGUUCGUCGCAUUGAGCCUCGCAGUGAACGUUGUGUUCCUGAACGUCUACAUCGGCCUGCUGGGCGAAAUCUACAGCAAGUCGGUGGAGCGGAAGACCCAGUUGUACCAUCAUUACUUGGCAUCCUACGCAUACCGAAACCUCUCUCGGGCGCCGUGGCGCCCGGUCCAACCAUGUAAGCAGGCAAGCGGCAACGAGCUUAGCAACGACGCCGAAAUCGUUUGGGUGGCCAACUUGGUCGAGGAUGAAUCCAUCACCGUCGAAAUUCAAGGAUCCGACCCGGCUGUGGCACUGCAUGGCUGGUCGAUGGACCUCGACACUGCCGUCACCUGGGCCCUGGGGCAAGAACAUCGACUGUACUUUGGCAUGGGUUUCGCCUCCUACCGAACCAGCACCAAGAACCUCACCUGGCAUGUCCGCGAGUCAGUCGGCCAAAGCGAGGCUGCCUUAGCUGAGGACGACGAGCCAGUAGAGUCUCCAGAUCCUGAGGUCAAGAGCCCAGGUGCGCAGCCGAAGAGCGUCUUCGGGGAGUUUAGCGGCCUCGCCAGGAUGCUCGGCGACUCCUGCGUGGACUUGGGCCAGGGCUUCCCCAACUACGAUCCACCCGACUUUGUGGUGCAGGCUCUUCGCGACGAGCUGGAUGGCACGGGCAAGGGCAAGGUCCGCACACGCCACCAGUACACCAGGACGGCAGGGCACGUGCCUCUGGUGGAGGUCUUGGCUGAGCGGUACAGCGGCCACCUCGGGCGGCCGCUGGAUGCCCUCAAGGAGGUCGCUGUGACGGUGGGUGCCACGAAUGCUCUUUUUCUCGCGAUGCAGGCGGCCUUGUCGCGGUCUCCCGAAGCGAGAGAGAUCGUCGCCUUGGAGCCUUUCUUCGAGCUCUAUCGGUCUCAGGCGCACGGCUUGGGAGCCGACUUCCGCAGCGUUCCGCUGCGCUUCGACGAGGCCAAGCACUCCUUCGAGCUGGAUAUCGAGGCCCUGGCAUCGUCGUUGGGCCCGCAGACAGCGGCCUUGAUCGUCAACACGCCGCACAAUCCCACCGGCAAGGCCUUCGACGAGUCCGAGAUGGAGGCCAUCGCAGAACUGCUGCGCCAGCAUCCCAACAUCCUGGUGAUCAGCGACGAGGUCUACAAGUACAUGAUCUUUGACCCGCCGUCAAGCGGGGUGGCGGAAGCUAAGGACAUGCCGGCAGGCCACAUCCACUUCGCAAGGCUUCCGGACAUGUGGGAAAGAACACUCACCGUGAGCUCUGCGGGGAAGACCUUCGGCAUCACGGGCUGGCAAAUCGGUUGGCUUAUUGGCCCCUCCGCUUGGAUGGAGCCGAUCCAGCGAUUUAUGCCAAACCUCCAGUUCUGUGCGCCAACGCUGACACAGCGGGCCCUGUGCCGGGUUCUGCGGCAAGCUGCCGAGCCCUACAGCGGUGUGGGAUCCUACUACGAGUGGUUGCGGCAGGACUAUGCAAGGCGACGUGCUUCCAUGGUGGAGGCGCUGGAGUCUGCUGGCAUCACCACGGCAAGGUCACAAGGCGGAUUCUUCCUCCUGGGGGACAUCAGCGAUCUCUGUGGCCCUGAGGGACCGCUCCACGAGAGCUGGGAGGCAUCCUUAAGGCCCGAUGAAGCGGAAGAUUGGACCUGCUGCCGGGCGCUGGCUGCGGAA
Symbiodinium necroappetens is the source of this 3180-nucleotide messenger RNA. The record is from the annotation of a GenBank genome assembly. NCBI's taxonomy places the organism in Eukaryota, Dinophyceae, Suessiales, Symbiodiniaceae.